Eupeodes corollae is the source of this 2909-nucleotide messenger RNA. RefSeq names its product WD repeat-containing protein 36. Gene Ontology annotation, cellular component: small-subunit processome; Pwp2p-containing subcomplex of 90S preribosome. The coding region runs from base 118 to 2835 and encodes 905 amino acids. Gene Ontology annotation, molecular function: protein binding. Gene Ontology annotation, biological process: rRNA processing. Lineage: Eukaryota; Metazoa; Arthropoda; Insecta; Diptera; Syrphidae. The record is from RefSeq and is a predicted model, not a curated record. The transcript is spliced from 4 exons.
AGUACAUUUUAAAAUUUGAUUGUUGAUCAUUUACCGCGUGGUGAAGUUUAUUUUCUUUUACACAAUUUUAUCUUAAAUGAUUCAAAAAUAUUAAAAUAAAAAACCCAAACAAAUAAAAUGCCAAGUCAAAGUAGUAAAAUAUUUCGUCGUAAUCGAUCCCUCGGCUAUGUGAGCAAUCAAGUUCCCGCUUUAGUUCGUUAUGUCUUCAAUCGCAAGGACAACAUCAUAACCACAUGCAUUGGACGUUCAUUCCAAGUCUAUAACUCCAACAAGUUCCGCUUGCUGCACGUCAGCAAUGUCCACUCCGAUGACAUUACCUGCAUGGCCAAUGACCGUUAUCAUGUCUACACUGCCGCUGAUAAGACGAUCUAUGCCUGGAAGGCUGGCAAACACAACAUCCACACCUAUAGGGGCCACACCAAGAACAUCCACUUGAUGCUGCCCUUCCACAAACAUCUCGUUGCCAUUGACGAAUCGAAUCUGAUGAAAGUCUGGGACAUUGAGAGUGAAACUGUGUUCCUCGAGGUGCCUUUCUCUCCUGAUGACUUCCUCAUAACUGCCAUUGCCCAUCCACCGACCUACAUAAACAAGAUACUCUUGGGAAGUCAAAAGGGCGAGUUGAAGCUGUGGAACUUGCGAGAGAACCGACUGGUGUACACUUUUGCUGGCUUCGGCAGCAAAGUGAUGGCCAUUGUACCGGCUCCAGCUUUGGAUGUGGCUGCCAUUGGCCACAGCGAUGGAAGUACCGUUCUACUCAACUUGAAGUUCGAUGAGGUUCUCAUGCAAUUCAAACAAGAUUGGGGUCCGGUCACCGGAAUAUCCUUCCGCACCGAUGGACAGCCAAUCAUGGUGACCUCGAGCAACAAUGGAAAUAUCGCCUUUUGGAAUCUUGAAGAGAAAAAGGUGGCCAGUCAAAUGAAAGCCCACGAAGGUUCAGUAACCACAACCAUCUGCUUCCCAAAUGAACCCCUCCUGCUGACCACCUCGCCGGAUAACUCGAUGAAAUUGUGGAUCUUCGACAUGCCUGAUGGUGGGGCUCGACUCCUCAGACUGCGUGAUGGCCACCAGGCCCCUCCUCUUUGCAUUCGAUACCAUGGCAACAAGGGUGAUUCCAUUGUGUCCUCGGGUGAAGAUAGCGCCCUGAGAGUCUUCAGUACCAUAACCGAGAUGUUGAAUCGUUCGAUGGGAAAAGCCAGUUACAAUCGAAAGGCAUCCAAAAAAAGAAAUCGUUUGGAAUUUGAUGUCCUGACCAUGCCUCCGAUUAUUGAAUUCACAACCGAAAUGACCAGGGAGAAGGAAUGGGAUAGCAUUGCGGCAAUACACUCGGGAAUCAUUCAAACCACGACAUGGUCCUUCAGCAAAGGCAAAAUGGGUGAUCUCAGGCUUGUUCCGCAGCAGUUCCAGAAUAAAAACAGGACGGAUUUCUCAGCACAGACCACUUGCUUGAUUUUGACACAUUGUGGCAAUUUUGUUAUCAUUGGUUACUCCAGCGGUGACAUAGAACGAUUUAACAUCCAAUCAGGUAUCCAUCGGGCCAGCUACGGGCGACCGGGCCACACAAAAGCCGUCCGAGGAGUUGCUUGCGAUAAUCUGAAUCAAUUCGUUGUCUCUGGCUGCAGUGAGGGUUUGCUGAAGUUCUGGCAUUUCAAAGGAAACACCAACAAAGAGAUCGCAAAACCCACAGAAACUCUACGAAUGUCAGAUGGAGUGACAAUGAUCCGAUCGCAUCGUGAAAGUGCCAUGCUCUGUGUGGCUUUGGAGAGUUUUGGUCUGUACGUCGUUGACUCCGACACAAAGACGAUUGUGAGGAAAUUCCUAGGACACACUUCAAAAAUCAACGACGUCACCUUCAGCCCCGACAGUCGUUGGCUGAUAAGUGCAGCCAUGGACUCAACCAUCAAAGUCUGGGACAUCCCCUCGUCCUAUAUGAUUGAUCACUUCAAAGUGGAACGACCCUGUGUGUCACUGACGAUGUCUCCGACGGGCGAUUUCCUGGCAACAGCACACGUCAACUUUUUGGGUGUAUUCCUGUGGGCCAAUAAAACGCUCUUCAAUCACAUAUCGCUGCGCUCCAUCAAUCCCUACGACGAGGCGCCGCAUGUUGAUCUGCCGACGAGCGUGUGUGAUGAGGUGAGCUUGGAGACUGCCAUUGAGGAGCUAAGUGUUGGCAAUGAGGAAGGUGAAGAAGUCGAUAUGCACUACGAGAGUCCAAGUCAGAUUUCCGAAGAGCUGAUUACAAUGUCAGGUGCAGCGGAGGCACGCUGGCAGAAUCUUCUCGACCUCGACACCAUUAAGAAACGCAACAAACCAAAAGCCCCACCAAAAGCUCCCAAACAAGCUCCCUUCUUCCUUCCCACAGUCGCUGGCAUUGACUUGAAAUUCGAUCUGUCUGCGGCCACUAAGGAAGAUGACAACACAAAGAUGAUAACACCCUCCAGCUUUAACAACCUCACCAAAUUCGGUACACUUCUUGAGGAGACAACCACAUCGGGCGAUUACAAAAGCUGUGUGGAAUACCUCAAGAAACUCGGCCCAUCUAUGAUUGACUUCGAAGUUAAGUCACUGCAUCCAAUUGGUGGUGGGUCGUACAAGUCGAUGACGCAAUUUCUCAAGACCAUCAGUUAUAUGCUCUCGACAAACUGUGAUUUCGAGUUGAGUCAAGCUUAUUUGAGUAUUUUUCUGAAAUCCCACGGAACAGCGCUUGUUGAGAGACCGGAGAUUCUGAAAGCCCUCAAAGAAGUUGAAGAGGAACAGAAGAGGAGUUGGGAUGUCUUGGAACAAACAUUUUUGUACGGGUUAGGAGUUGUCUCGGCGUUGAGGAAUUAUGUUAAUUGAACUUAGGAAAUCGUUGUAAAUGUAUAAAUGUACGAGUAGUGGACAAAAAUUAAAAUUAUUUUUUUUUCUUAAAA